AUGGAACCCAACAAAGAGUCAGCAUUGCCAAUUCCAUCGGUGAAGGCUGCUGAACCAACAACGGAUUCAGCAGUGGAAACGACUGUACCAAAUACAGUGCCAGCAGAUGCCACAACGUCGCCCGGAGAGUUGCCCACGGCGUCGCUUACAGCCCCUGGACCAACGCCGCCACAGGAACCAACUACAUCCACAGCAAGAUCAUUGCCGGUAUCCGACCCAAUGUCGAUCAUACCCACAGAGAGUGGACCUCCUCCACAAUACGAUGAACACGAGAAAGACGCAAUCACGGCACCGGCACCGGCAGUUACAUUGCCACAAACCAACGAGAAAGGCGCACCAAUUGGCCCCCAAGUUGCUGUUGCUCAGAAUGUUAUCCCUCUGGCGGAACUUGGUGAAGAGCCCGGACGGAUUUGUUGUCCGUUUUGUUUCCAUGAGGUUCAGACCAGAGUGAACAAGGAGAGCACUAGUGCCACAUCUAUGGCCGCCGUGUGUUGCUGUCUCUUUGGCGGAAUCUGUUGUGCAUUCCUACCAUUCUGUAUGGAAAUGUGUCACGACUCACACCACUUCUGUACGAACUGCGGUGUGCAAGUGGCAAUUCAUCCGCACGAUGGACCAGUGGUGCAAUUUGGACCUGACUCUCCUGGCGCAAUUAUCGAAGCACCAGGCCGCAUUCAACCACCGGAGGCGGUUAUGAAGAACUAG
Messenger RNA from Penicillium expansum, 702 nucleotides. Its product is annotated as LITAF-like zinc ribbon domain-containing protein. The record is from RefSeq and is a predicted model, not a curated record. Gene Ontology annotation, molecular function: zinc ion binding. Bases 1 to 702 code for a protein of 233 amino acids. The transcript has 3 exons. NCBI's taxonomy places the organism in Eukaryota, Fungi, Ascomycota, Eurotiomycetes, Eurotiales, Aspergillaceae.